Molecule: messenger RNA, 843 nt
Organism: Protopolystoma xenopodis
Lineage: Eukaryota; Metazoa; Platyhelminthes; Monogenea; Polystomatidea; Polystomatidae
Source: the annotation of a GenBank genome assembly
CCGGUCUCCAGCCCCUUACACACUGGUAACUACGCGCCGCUUUCCACACAGUCUGUAGGUGCUGGCAUUAAUGGCCGCCCUGGCAACGAGCUAGACGGCGAUUCGGCUGAUUCGGGUCGCGGCGGCAGUGAAGACGAUCCCAAUGGAGGAUUUGGACACCAUUUACACUAUCACCACCAUCCCCAUCAUCAGCAUCAAUAUCACAGUAUUCAACAACAACAGCAACAUAACCCUCACAGUGUUCAGGUUCAGUAUCAUGCUUAUCAACCCUAUUCAUACUAUUAUGGUCAAGGUGCCGAUGGCGGCCUUGUCUAUGGUCAGAUUAAGACGGCACUUGGACAAGGCUAUCCACAUGAAGACGGUACGGCCGGCCCUGGUGACCUCGGGAAAACUGAUAUGGACGUCGCAUACCAUAGCGAACGAAUGCCAACUCUACUGUACACUCUACAUGAUCCUCAGCAACUCAACGCUAUACCUUCAUCUUCUUCUCCAUGUGACGAAGAACUCCCUUUUGCCGGUGCGUCCUCUGUGAAUUGUGCAACAAGCUCCGGGCAAGCCAAUCGACUAACCUAUGAGGAAGAGAUUGACGACAAAGGCCGGGAUGGGAUAGCUGGGGAUUACGGAUCCAGUAAUUUAGCCGAAUCCGGUGUAGGUGCUCGUAUGGACACCCUUUUCUAUCGGCAACAGGCUCAUCAGCUGACACCAGGAGGGCUUGAGGUUGGUACGACGGCAACCACCUCGGCAUCAAUUACCAACUUUCCUAAUUUGCUUGUAGAACACUCUAGCAACAGCAGAUCGGGUGGUAUGCCACUUGGUAUGCUGCCAAGACGACCUAAGUUCUGA